Ictalurus punctatus (channel catfish) is the source of this 6906-nucleotide messenger RNA. RefSeq names its product BTB/POZ domain-containing protein kctd15. Gene Ontology annotation, molecular function: protein binding. Lineage: Eukaryota; Metazoa; Chordata; Actinopteri; Siluriformes; Ictaluridae. Bases 1008 to 1781 code for a protein of 257 amino acids. The record is from RefSeq and is a predicted model, not a curated record. Gene Ontology annotation, biological process: protein homooligomerization. The transcript has 5 exons.
CGCGCGCGCUCGCGCGCCGAUUGAAAUGGUGCGUUUUGCUGCGGGCGCGUUUUGAGGGCGCUCGCGAGGGCGCUUUUCCAUGAUAGACGUCAUUUUGGUUUUAAUGGCCUACAGGAAAUUUUGGCGUUACAGUUCCGAGACAUGAGAGAGAGGGGGGAAAAGAGAAAGAGAGAGAGAGAGAGAGAGAGAGAGAGGAGGGAAAUCGCCGCAUGAACCCUAUUCAAGGAUAUAGCUUCAUAUUUAUUACAACAACAACAAAAAUCCUCUUUUCCUUUAUAAACACUUUAUCAACAAGUUCGUUUGUACUUAAGAGUAAGAAGUAAGGGGGAGACCGAGCAGUGUCCGCAUCUAAUUUGACUCAUUUUUGAGUUUUUUUCCUCUCUACAACCCAGCACCGCCUGAGGGGAAAUCUUACAUCAGAAGAAACUGCAAUGAUUAUACAUCUGUUUGUUUUUCCCCUCAACUCUUAAAGUCACCUUGAACGACGUGACACGAUUUGCACUGACUAUCUAUCUCUCUAUCUAUCUAUCUCUCUCUAUCCUAAAGCACAACUUCAGCUGAAUUCCUACUUGGACGAGGAAAAUGAACCCAAAACGCUAAUGGUUGUGAAUAGCCAGAAGAGGGAGAACAUCACGCUUUCGCCUUUAAAAGAAAAAAAAGAAGCUUUUUAGCUUGGCUUGAGCUAAUUGAAGCCAUAAUCCUCAUCCCCAAAGGCUACUGAGCAGCCCGGAGCGAGUCAUUUCUUCUCCUUCUUUUUCCCUUUUUUUCUUUCUUUCCCUGAGCUCUGCUGUUAUUUGUUAUUUAGCCUAGCAGACGUGUUAUUGGCUUUCUUCCUCGCCACAUAAGCGACCCGGACAUUUAUAUAGCCCUAUUAUUUAUCUCUAUUUUUCCUGUAUCUGAAAAUACAAACCCGCUGGACGACGGAACGAGAAAGUUACCAGGACGUACGAAGAUAUAAAGAAAGAGCGAGAAUUAAAACGGAGCUAAAAGCUAAGGAAGGAAGAAGCAUGUCGCGCUUGUCUCUGACCCGCUCGCCGGUCUCUCCCCUGGCAGCGCAGGGCAUCCCGCUGCCCGCCCAGCUCACCAAAGCCAACGCUCCGGUGCACAUCGACGUGGGGGGGCACAUGUACACGAGCAGCUUGGCCACGCUCACCAAGUACCCCGACUCCAGGAUCAGUCGUCUCUUUAACGGCACCGAGCCCAUCGUGCUGGACAGUCUGAAGCAGCACUAUUUCAUCGACAGGGACGGAGAGAUUUUCCGUUACAUCCUCAGCUUCCUCAGGACCUGCAAGCUGCUGCUGCCUGAAGACUUUAAGGACUUUAACCUGCUGUAUGAGGAGGCUCGGUACUACCAGCUCUCCCCCAUGCUGAAGGAGCUGGAGCGCUGGAAGCAGGAGCGUGAUCAGCGGCGCUCGGCUCAGCCCUGCGAGUGUCUGGUGGUGCGCGUGACCCCCGACCUCGGGGAGAGAAUUGCUCUCAGCGGGGAGAAGAUCCUCAUCGAGGAGAUCUUCCCCGAGACAGGAGACGUCAUGUGCAACUCGGUGAACGCUGGCUGGAACCAGGACCCCACCCACGUCAUCCGAUUCCCUCUCAACGGCUACUGCAGACUCAACUCCGUUCAGGUACUGGAGCGUCUGUUCCAGAAGGGCUUCAGCGUGGCGGCGUCAUGCGGGGGCGGAGUCGACUCCUCCCAGUUCAGCGAAUACGUGUUGUGUCGCGAGGACAGGCGGAGCCAAAACAUGAACACGCCCCUCAGGAUAAAACAGGAGCCGCUGGACUAGAGACUGAUCUGCCUUCAGAUCCUGAGACUCAACAACUCAGACGCACACGCACACACGCACACACACACACACACGCACACACACACACACACGCACUCACUCACACAGCCGUCCGUCUGUUACUUAAGCGGAAUGUAACAGACACAAAACACACAAAGUCACGCAAGAACAACCCAAAGAAAUAGAAACACAAAAUGGGCAGAACAGAAGCAUUUUACUUCGUUUCGCACUCUUGUGAUGAUUUAAUGGCACUCUGUCCGGCCGGCCAAUAAGAAGCUGGUUUCUCCCGUACGCUCCUCCUUCUGUCUGUGCAGCGCGAGUUGUUUUCACGCUGCAUGUGAACGAGUUGUAUUCAGGGAUGCCCGCUCUCUCCACCGCCUUCUCUAAACGCCGGCAAAGUGCCACAACGACACCACAGAGAACGAUAAGGUGCAGUGAACAGACUCAGUGCUCAGAGGACUGGCCAAAAUUAUUGUUUCAUGUUAUUGUUGUUUAUAAAAGAUGAAGGGAAAAGAAAAAAAAAAACAACAACAAACAACUUCUUAUUUGUCUGCCACCAUGAUGUAUACAGUCCCUAAUGCUCUGGGUUUUUUUUUUUUUUUUUUAAAUGUUCUUUGUUUACUUUGUUUCUUUUGUUAUAUGAAGGAUGAAUGCGAGUCGUGCUUACGCGGAGAGCGAGAGCGAGUCGCUGCUUCUCUGAAACACUCUCGUAGCCCGAGGCGGCACGGUUAACACACCGCGCACCGUAAUGCAUCCAGCGCCCGGAGAAGGCCGCUUUGUUUAAACAGAGCUGCAAGCAAACACGAGUCUUACUAAAGCUCUUCCUGCAGCAGGCCCAGGUAACAGAGAGCGUGUGUAUAACGCAAUCCUCACGACAUAUCGCCGAGCAUCGACAUCCGGCAUAAGCUACUGUGUUAAAGAACGCGACGGUGAAAUCGACAGACAUCCCAGAGUGGAACUCGUACGUUCGUGUCGACCUUUUCAUGAUCAUAGCCAAAUCCGAUCCGGUCAGGAUCGUCUCAAAGAGUCAAGCGUACACGCCCGAGUUCAUACACCUGCACUUAGACAAACGUGGGGCUCUGCUCUGAGGACGUGCCUGCUGACGAUGACGAGAACAAGAAGCCUUUCGGCGCUAGCAUAGCGUGCCGUGGAUCGUAGUUUACGCAGCCCCAAUGCAAGUAGAUCAUUAAUCAUCAAUGCAUUACCUUAUUGUUGUGGUUAUUACGGUGAAUUAAAUUCCUUUGUUUUAAGGUGGUGUGUGUGUGUGUGUGUGUGUGUGUGGUAGUCGAAUUCCUCACCGUAUCGCAUCAGCGUGUUAUCAGAUGCGUGACGACGGUGACGUACAUACGCCUCUCACGACCGGAUCCGAAUACACUCGGAGCACCGGUGAGACCCGACGGCGGGAUCAAUCUUCUUUUCUUUUCAUUCUGUAAUAAGGGUUCCGUCAUACGAGUAAAAUAUCCGCUCGGAAGAGAAAUUCCGGUCCGUGUGGCGUUACAGGAUCUAUAACCGGGACAAAACAAAACAACAAACGAUGCGUCUCAGUAACAUCCGGUCAAUCGGAACAAGGCGCGAACCGACCAUCGAUCAUUUUACCUGUCCAUUUCGAAAGCUCUCUGUCUGGAGUGCUGUGUUUGGAGGUGUGGCUUUGUCGGGGUUGUUGGAUUGUUUGUAGGGGUUAGCAUCAUUGCUAAGUGCUAACUGUAACUUUUUAAAUGAGGGAGGCGUAUAUGUUGGACAGCAUUUGCACUCUCUCUGAGAAUAAAGCCCGUCCUGUUUGGACUGACGGAAGGACGGCUUCAUUGAAUCGUUCUCUGUGACGGUGCGGGGGUACGAGUGUGUUAUCGUACCUGAUAUCGUCAGUGUGUUUGAUUUAAACAUACGCUAUAUGACCAAACGUUUUUGUGGACGUCCUUCCAUAGGUUUCGAUUUAGUCGCCCUUUACUGUUCUGAUAACCUCCAGUCUUCUGACAAGGCUUUCCACUAUGGAUUUGAUCCGUCCAGCAACAAGAAGUCAAGGCUCCGUGUAGAACGUUCGAGAUCUUCCACUCCAUCCUUGGCAAACCAUGGAGCUCUUUUCGUGCAUAAGGGUGUCGGAACACGUUUGAGCCCGUUCGUCCCGGUGAACAGAAGUGUACUGCUACAGCACAUAAAGACGUCCUGUACAAUCGUGUGCUUCUGACUGUUCGGGAAAGAACCGCGUACGGGUGUCCCGGCCAAGCGUCCACAACCUGCUAUCUCCUUAUAAGAUAACAUUACAUAAGCCUCCUACGGUAGCUAAACAUCACCUGCGUAGCUAGCUCGAGAGCUGUAAAGGUUCAGGAUGAGUCACGGCGACACCAUUAAAGCGUGAAACGGUUUCGCGGUGAGACUGACAGGUAAGCGGGCCGUAAACACGUAGAACAUGUUCGCCAUUUACUCCCAUAUGAAGAUUACAUUUCAGCACACAAAUACGGCUGCUUUGCCAAUCAGUGCCGACAUCAAAGAUGGACGAAAGCACAAAACAAACAAGCGAGUUUAAGGUCAGAACCCCCAGAGUGUGACCCACCCCCCACCCCCCACCCCCAGCAUCGCCACAUCAAACCCCGCCGCUUCGUCCCGUCUCUCUGUGUCUUACACACAGACUCUCACCCAGAACACUGCUUGAUCCUCUGUUCCGAUCCGCCUGGAUAUUUUUAAAGAGAAAUGAUCUCAGUGGUGUGUGUGUGUGUGUGUGUGUGUGUGAGAGAGAUCGUCUCAGACUUAAAUCUGAAAAAUGCUCAUUAAGAAGGUUGAUUAGUUUAAUUAAGUCCAGAUCUGUUGGCUUUGGUGCUGCAUUUGCUGAUUAAAUGCCAGCUGAUAGAAGGAGAGUGUGUGUGAGAGUGUGUGUGAGAGUGUGUGUGUGUGUGUUGGAUCUGAUAGCCUGGAGCAGAGUGCUGCCCCCCCAUAGGGAGGCCUAAUCAAGCCAGGCUUUGUUCUGAUCCAGCGUUGACUCAGUCUUCUCAUCCCAUCCAUCACACAGAAUGGUCAACCACUCCUUUCAUGUGCGAAGGGCUGUGUGUGUGUGUGUGUGUGUGUGUGUGUGUGUGUGUGUGUGUGUGUGUGUGUGUGUGUGUGUGUCACUCAGAAGCUCUGAGAGCAGCAGUGCCAGUAGACAUGUUACACCCCCCACUGUGACACACCACCAUAACCCACCUACAGGACCCCUGGAGUUCGUUCACACACACACACACACACACACACACCAGAGAGCGCAGUAUAAAACUACACUACAAUCCUGUGAUGUCUUUUGUCAAGUUCGGCAGAAUGUGUGUUCAUAAGCUGUAACAAAAUUGAGUGUAAGUUCCUGUUCCUGCUCUCCCAGAAGCAUCCGGAACGUUUCGGCAGCCGGACCUGCACCGAACUGCCGAGCUGUUAGCUACCCCAGUCUCUUCACUAACAAUCAUAAGGAAAUAAUCCGACCAUCGACAUUCAGUUAUUCAGCAUAAGAUAACAAUAAUAAGAUUAAUAAUGAUAUUUACGCGGCUUGUCGUCUGAAACACGAAACAAACGCAACCCCGUAAAGUCCCGCGUUAUUAUUUACUCGCUCACCUUAAAGAAUAUGAAUUAUUGAGUAACUACGCUGAAAGUACAAGAGGUACGUAGUAACGACGGUGAGGAAUGUAAGGCCAGACCUGCCGACCGCUCCUGACUCUCUAAUGGGAUGAAAACCAGACUGGCUUACUUUGUAAUCAGUGCGGAAUCCCAGAAAAGUGCUGAGGCUGAAAGAAAUAUUUGAACCGUUUCCAAAUGAUUGACUAUUGAAGCCCUGUCUGAGGUUUUUAUGGCGACAUUUUGUCCUGCGAUGCUUUCGGAGAAUUCGGGAACAGCUCUCGGAUGACACGGUCUCUGUUAAACCUUGACGUUGAUGUACCUUUUAAAAAAAAAAAAAAAAAAAAAGCGUUUUUUUAAUAAUUAAAGGUUAAGAAUGGGGGACAGUGUCUUAUUAAACUAGGGGAUCAGCGGAUAGAACGUUUGUCUCGCACCUCCAGGGUUGAGGGUUCGAAGCUUGCAGUCCACGCUGUGUGUGAUCGUGCCCUGCGAUGAUUCGGGACCCCGUCGGCGGUGCACCCCACCUUGCGGCCCGAGUCCCCUGGGAUAGGCUUCACACUCCACUACAGCCAUGUGUAGGAUAAGCGGUAUGGAAGAUGGAUGGAUGGAUGGAUGGAGCAUGAGGGUUAAAUCUGUACUCAUGCUGUGUUACAGCAAUGAGGAAUGAUGUGGAUCCACAGCGAUAUAAAGACUUUCAGCUAGUAGGGCUGGCGAUAUGACGGAAAUAUCGAUAUCGUGAUAUUUCUGCAAACCGGAAGUGUAAUAUAAUUACAGAAUAGCUCGACGGUAAAGGCGGGAAAAAAUCUCCACGGAAUUGAGCAGUCAAACACCCGGUAUAAACUUGACCAGGGAAUGAAUAACGGAAUCCGAGCGUGUAUCACAAUGUUGACAUAAAUUGAUCGAUUAAAUUAAAACACACAAAUAAGACGAGUCUGAUUCUGUUUUUUGUUUUGUUUUUUGUUUUUUUCACACGUGUGUAAAUUGUCGGAAUAACGUUACGCUUCCCGACACGCAGCUCUACGGCUUAACGUCUCGACGUGUUCGGGAAUUCCCGAGACGUUUAAGGAAAACCGCCGACGUGUCCUGGUAUCUCGUCUUUCGUGCUUCGAAACAUCUCCGGAUUCGGCGGGGUUAAUCAGAUCCUCCGAGAAACCCAGCAGGUGUAUACCGGGUUCAGUCUGGUGGCUUCGGUGAUGUAGUCACUCGUAUAUGGGAACUCGUUUCUGAAGCGUUCUCUCCUACGCACGGCCUGUAAAGGUGAAACAGCGAUCCCGAGAGAGUCCCGAUCAAAGAACGACGGAAAAAUAUAUACACAUUUCUGAGCAAUAUGUUCUGUACGUACGGAUUUGAAAAGAGAAGACGGAAGGGGGGAAAAAAAUAAAAAAAUAAACCUCCAUUUCCAAAUGUAAACCAAGGUGAAAUUUUGUUAUUAUUUAAUGUUUUAAUAAUUAGACUGUGAUAUUGAAAGGGCAUAUGUUUAACAGUGUCUCCACAUAUUUUUAUUGAUUUUAAUUUGCUUGCCUAUUUGCUAAUAAAGUAUAGAUGUACUGUUUAA